Gymnodraco acuticeps is the source of this 9396-nucleotide messenger RNA. RefSeq names its product zinc finger protein 1035. Bases 574 to 8709 code for a protein of 2711 amino acids. The record is from RefSeq and is a predicted model, not a curated record. NCBI's taxonomy places the organism in Eukaryota, Metazoa, Chordata, Actinopteri, Perciformes, Bathydraconidae. The transcript is spliced from 4 exons.
GCUCUUUUUGAGACCCCGCACAUUGUUAUUGGUUGUAACCAGACCAUCGCAUAACGUACGCACAAAUUCGGGCACAUUGUGUGAAAUUGCGCAAAAUAAAUAUAAUGGAGGCGGAUUUGGAUCCAACGCUGCAACCCGGGGUUGCAAGCCCGAUAGUGUAGCACACGUCGUGAGUCGAAAACGCUGAGUUUUUGAUAUAACUAUCUUUAUCGACCCACAGUCCAAAAAGAAAGAUCUCCUGACGAUAUUCCUGAGAAGAGACGGGAGCCAUUGGCAAGGAGGACAGCCACUUCCUCCGUGUACUGGCAAAGAAAGCGGACAUCUUUGGGAGAUAGAAACACAGACCAUGUAGCCGAUAAGCCACAAAGGGAUUGCCGGUGAAGCACACAGAAGCUACACGGAGCACUUUUCCGGAAGCCUGCAUCGAUGUGUUUCGAGAUUUAGAUGCUAACAGAUGUUAAACACCAGAUGUCCACUCGGAUGCAACCCACAUGACUGUGGAUUGUCUAAGACCUUGUGUGUCCAAGAAAAGGUUUUGGCUAAAUAAGCCCUAGCUUACAUUCCUGGCGUAAAAUGGCUCAAGGAUGGGAUUCAUACUUCCAUAACUUUCCACCUCUUACAUCGGAGACAAGCACUUUGAGAAAUACAUCAGAAUCUGAGGAAAGUCUUCCUAAAGACAUAGAGAACUUCAUUGGACAUCAUGACUUCACAGGUACAAUGGAUUCAAAUGAAGCCCCUGCAACAAACUCAAACUUCGACAAAAACUUUUACUCGAGUCCCUGUAUUGAAAAUACCAGUUCAGACUGUCUUUAUCAAAGAUACUGUAAGGAAGCACCAUUGCAAGCUGAUCUAGAACAAAUGGAAAAAGAUUACUUGCCAAAAUGUGCAAAUAGUGAUAUCUCAGAUUUGGCCACAGAAGGGUUAUCGACAUCCGGACCUUUUCCUUCUUCUUUAGCAACAGAUUUUCAAGAUCUUAAGCAAGACUGGGGAAUGCUCGCUACAUCAUUAAUUGAGGACUACUCAGAUGUUAGUAGCUGCUCGGAUGCAGGUGAAACAAGAUCCUCUUGUAAGUUCAUGUCAAGGAAUUCAGUUCCGAAAUCUGAACGUAAUAUUGCUACAAAACCCAGGUCAACAGAAAAGGUUUUCAAUGAUACUGGAAAAAAUAUGCAUUCCACUGGAAGCCUGUGCCCAAAUAUGUCAGAAACGGAUGGUAUUUUGCCAAGUACAUCAAAUGUGAUGGUAGGAGAAAACAUUGAUGAAUGUACACAACACAAGCAGCAAAGUCCAGGAAAAAAAGUCAAAUCUUUAACAGGACACAAACAGUCCUCGUCGACUUCUAACAUAGUGACAACUACAGGAAGCAAGACUGUUGCGGGGAGAAAUGAUUGUGGUACUUCUCCAGUUCAGAAACUAAAGGAGUGUGUGGAGACAGACCCUACCCAAGAAAACAAUUCAACGAACUCGAAAAAUGGCCUUGAAAACUUGACUGGGGAUGGAUUAAAGUACCCAAAUGGCAAUGAGGAUGAUCAGAUUAUGGGGACAUCUCCAAAUAUCUUGACUCAAUUGGAGAAUGAGCAAGAUCACUCCGAUGAAAAAGUCCUAAGGAAGGAAAUGAAGGAAUCAUGUGGUGAUGAAAAUGAUAGUCCGAACUCAACUAAUAGUCAAGUUGAAAAAAUGGAAAUUGACUAUCAGGAGAAGGAAAUUCAUUUAAAUACCUCUGCAUUUUCAGAUCAUCCAGGUAUCAAGGCAUCCAAUUGUAAAGAUGCCACUCAAAAUGUGGCUCAGGACAUAUUCAAGGCUGUGAUGAGUGAUGGUCAUUUAGGCAAUGUCAGUGACAAGGAUGAGAAUAGUGGUGCAAAUCAUUCAGAAUCAUGCUUACAGCUACAUAGCUCAAGCACAGCUGUAAAUUCCUGUCUAGAAAAAGAAUUGAUUAGUGCAACAGACAAGACAAAUACCACUGAUCUAAAACAAGAUUGUAAUGGGCCUGGUAUCACAAGUGUCUGUUUUCUUAUUGAUACUACUGACAAGGAAGAGAAAAGUGUUACUGGUCAUGUAGAAUCCUGCUUACAGCCAAACAGCGCAAGCACAGAUCUAAAUCGUUUUCCGGAAAAGGAAAGUCCACCAGAGAAGAAAACAAUGAUCACUCAUACACAGCCCGAUGGUAGUGAUCCAGAUUGUUGUGAUCAAAGUGAUAAUAAAGAGCAAAGUGUUUCUAACAAGAUAGAACUCUGCUCAGACCUAAAUCCUAAUCUAGAAAAUGAAUGUCCAGCAGAGAAUACAAAUACAACCUGUUCUUCAGAUCAGCAACUGUCACUAAAUCAAAGUCUAGUGUCCCUAGAACCAGGAAGUCAAAGUGGGGAUGUUGCGGAAAGUGCAAGACAGUUGUUUGAAGAGGUGGACACAUCUACAGAGGAGCAGUCAGGACUUGGCAUGUUGUAUGGGGAGCCUCUGUCAACAGAAGAUUCUUCAUGUGAUGCUGAUGGUACAAAACCUGACGCCAGACACUAUAAAGACACCUCUGUGUCCAGACCUAAGAGUAACAGCGUGAAAAAUUCAGAAGGAGAAGCCCUGCAACUCAAAUCCUCUUUACAAAUGAGGAAACGCCUGCAACCUGUCAUAAUAUUAAAGACGUCAGAGUCAAUAAAUGGGACAAGUAACUCUUAUCAAUGCUCGGAUUGUCAACACACAACCAACAAUGUGGAUCAUCUAAUUGAACACCACCAUUGUAACCAUGACAUGCACAAUUUCCAGUUUUGCAAGACUUGUAAUCUCUACCUGAUGAAGAAUAAGCAAACGGAAACACAUGUGUGUUGUCAAAUCAAAGAUAGCCUUGAGCUUUCUUCUGAUUCAAGCCUACCGAAGAAAAGAAAACGCUGCGGCGGACACAGAUGUGUAAAGUGUCGAAUGCAAUUUUCAAAAAUGCAUCUGUAUGUCAAGCAUAUGCGAAGUCACACUGGCCAAACACCCUAUCAGUGUAAUGGAUGUGGAUUGUAUUUUGCACAGCCGAAUUGCUUGCUAAGACACAAACGUAUACCUAGUAGAUGCAAGCGACCAAAACUUCCAGUUGCAAAUGUUGAUGCUGUUAUCAGAGAAACAAAAAUACCACCACAAAAGGACCUGGUACAGAACAAACCAUAUACAAAUCCAUCUGGUUGUUAUGUAAAGCUUGUUGACAUCUCCAAAACUCAUCUGUGUAGUUUCUGUGGUAAAUGCUUCUCAACUGCAGUCGAGGCCAAAAAGCAUAUCUACAGCACACACAAGGGAAAGAGUCUGGAGGUUUCUUCUAGUCAGUGUACCACAAAACACAGUAGUGAGAAAACCCCAAAAGUGGAGAAUGACACGAAAGGAAAAUAUAAAUGUCCUCUCUGUCCACGGCUUUUCAAGUACUCCUACAACAGGGCUCGACAUUUGCGUGACUGUGUCAAACUUUCACUCACUGGUGGAAAGGAAAAGACUUCUGGUAAAUAUCGAUGUCCAUUGUGCCACAUAACCUUCACUUUACCAAGCAAUCGAUUUAGACAUAUUAAAGCUUUUUGUCUCAAAGAAUGUCUUAAUCAACUUGCAAAAGAGAGGGCAAAGUCAAAGGAACAGACCAACCAGAAGACAACUGACAUGAAGCAGAAAACACCAUCAAAGCAAUAUAAACUGAAAAAACAGCCCAAGGAAAUUAAAUCAAAAAAGCAAGCACCCCCAGCUCUAACACCCUCUAAGCCUGUUCCAAGGUACAAAUGCAGUUAUUGUCCAGCAGUCUUUUGCCAUGGUUCGGGAAAGUACAGACAUAUGAAGAAACAUGAGCAAUUUAAACUCACUGGUAAAAUGUUCACGUACAGGAAUUCAGUUUUCUCCGCCUUGUCCAAAAAAGCCACUUUAAGUAGUGCAGGCACUAAAGAGCGUAACAACACCUUAAAAUCCACGGAAGCAAAUGAAAGUCUUGCCCUGAGCUGUACAUUUUGUGGAAGUUGUUUUGACACACCACAGUCAUUGAAAAGACAUGAGAGAAAUCACACGGGUGAAAGACCAUACCGCUGUCUGGAUUGUGGAAAAAUAUACAAGAAACGUGCCUAUCUAAUCAUUCAUAAAAAAAACGUUCAUCAGAGGAGGAUACAAUGCACUGUCUGCAGAAAGAUUCUCCCAACUAUUGGAGCAUUGAUCCAGCACAGAAACUCACAUCUUGAAAGGGGAAAGCUUCAAUGCCCAGACUGUCAUCUACAGUUCCAGUAUCCUGCAUAUCUCCUCAGGCAUCUAGAGAGCCACAAAAAUAGAGAAAACCAGACAAGCCUGCUUGAAGAUAGACCAGCAUUAAAACCACAGCAGUCCUUGGAGUCUGUAAAAGAGAAGAGUGGACCAAAACAGCGGCAGUGUUCCAUAUGUAAAGAUGUGUUUGAUGAUGCCCAUGUACUAAGAAAACAUUCUCUUACACAUAUAUCUGUGUCUUCGUCAAAACAGUGUCCAUUUUGCAAGCGUGAUUCAAAAAAUCGCCGCAAUUUGCUGCGCCACAUGAGCGUACAUACUGGAGAUAAACCCUUUUCCUGCAUUGACUGUGGAAAACAGUUUUAUCUAGACACGUACCUCAAACUUCACCGUGAAAAGUGUUCAGCUCAUCAAACCAGACCCCUUAUCACAUUGGAGUCUGACGACAAGAAAAAAGGAACACAUCAAUGUUCCUAUUGUCCUCGGACGUUUACUAAGAAAAUACGCCUGCAAAGACAUCACGAUGGACACAAGACAAACACUCUGCUUUUCUGCUCAGGAUGUGAGCAGUUCUUUGGAUUAACAAAAUUAAAACAACAUCAAAACAACUGCAUGGAAACUCCAAAGCACAACACUGGCUUAUCAUCCAAGGAUAGCGUCUGCAAAAGCACUUCACAGGCAAGACAGAAUGUCAGCAAUAUGUCUUCAAAAUCCAAUGCAACUAACAAACUUUUCUUUAAAUGCCCUCACUGUACACAGAGGUUCAGGUACAGAUCUAUACUCAUGAGACAUCUUGUUAGCCAUACUGGUGUACAACCCUACUCAUGUAUGCACUGUGGACAUUGUUAUAGAAGUAAGUCAAUGUGUUUGAAGCAUGAAGCUUUCUGUGAUGGUGUUGAUGAAGAGGAUAAGUCAAAAAUCAAAGAUGCUGCUGCAACUCAAUUGUCAAAGACUCUUACUCCCAGAGAAGCAGCACAACAUCCCAAAGCUGAAGGAGAAGCUGAGUUCAAGUGCAAAUUCUGCACCAAGUCCUUCAUGAAAUCACGAAGCCUGAGACGUCAUAUUUUGACACACAACGAAGUGAAACCUUAUCGCUGUAAGGCCUGUGACAGCUGCUUUUCAAGGCAUGAUCAUCUGAAAGUACAUGAGAUUCGUUGUAGGGGGAAAAAGACGCGAUUAGAAAUCUGUAUUCCCAAAAUCAGCUUGGAUUACGUUGGCAAGGGAUGGCAAAAUAACUGUGAAACAGAGCGCAAUACAAAGCAGGAGACAUUUGAGUGCAAAGUCUGUUCCAGGAGCUUUCCAUCUCAGUCUAAACUUUCCCGACAUGUCACUAUGUUCCAUGCUCCAAAACCAUUUAAGUGCACACGCUGUGGCUCAUCAUUCACUCAAGAAGGAUCCCUGAAAAAACAUAGGAAGACAAAGAAGUGCAGAAGGCCCUACAAUGAACCCUCAGAAACGAAUCCACAAACAGAAGAUGUCACAAACCCGCUUAAAGGGGUGAGAAAUAGAAUUAUACAGAGAAUUCAGCCAUAUUUCAGCAAAAACUACAGAUAUGCAUGUAGCUAUUGCCCCCGUGCUUUUAAAAGCGGCUGGCAAUUGGCCGUGCACAACCGUCUGCAUACAGGAGAGCGGCCAUAUGCAUGUGAGGAUUGUGGUGAACGAUUUAUAAGGAAAGAUUAUGUGAGACGUCAUUCCGCAAAGUGUUCCCAAAAAAGAGGACAUUUAUCAACAAGAUUAUCAAAGUCCACAUUAUUUAAAAGCCCAACAAAAGGCUUUUCUUGUGCAUACUGUAGUUCCCGUUUCUUGCUAUUUUCAGAGCUUCAAGAGCAUUUUUUAAAUGAACACAAGCUGGAAACAAAGGUUCCACCAGUGUCCUCUGCUCCCCUACAACACCAUCUGUCAAACAUACCCAACAUCAAAGAAGAACCUUUGGAUGAGAGUUGUGACAAACAGUUUAGUGUUGAGGUCCCCAAGCCAUUUACUUGCCCAGUGUGCAAUAUGUCCUUCACCAAUAAUGCUGGACUAACUGAUCAUCUGCGUGUUCACACAAGUAAAAUUCCUUUUAACUGUAAAACAUGCAAGAAGGGCUUCUGGAAUAAAAGUCUUCUCCGUAAUCACAAAAGGAAAUGUAGAUUUGGAAGCGUUUCAGAGAGAACUAAAACCCAACAAUUGGAAGUCCCUUUGAAAGCAGAGAUUGAUAUUGUGCUGAAUGACAUGCUCGAUUAUGAAGAAACCUCCAAGUCAGUGCAGAGCAACUUCUCCUGCAAAGAUGAAUUUAUGGACAAAUCACCACAAAGUUCCGAGGAAGAUUAUGAGCAAAGCAGCUCAAGUAAAACGAAGAAAGCUGUGCAGUACCAAUGUUCAGAAUGUGAUCAGAGCUUCACAGAUGGCUUAUUGCUCAUUAGUCACCUUGAAGACCAUGGAAGGCAGGAACAAGCGAAAAAGCGCAAUGCAUGUAUUAAGUGUGGACAGGUGUUUGCUAGUCAAGGAAAUCUUAUAAGACACAUGAGGUUACAUGAAUCUGAUGAAACUUUAUCCUGUCCUGUCUGCUCCAAGAUGUUUAGCAAUGUAUCUAAACUUGAAAUUCACAGAACAUGCCAUGACCCUAAUAGACCUUUCAUUUGCAAACUGUGCAAUCAAAGGUUUUGGACAAGACCAUCUUUAUGUAGUCAUUUCAGAGAAGAGCAUCCAGAUGAUGCAUUUACUUGUCGUUUCUGUAACAAGGCCUAUACAGUCAAAAAAUCACUAGAUAGACAUUAUAGAAAAUGGCAUAUUAAAGAGCAGAGGGAUCUUAGGAAAACUAUACAGGAAAAGAGCCGUGCUGAAGAACCAUCCAGCAGUCAGGUCAGUACAACUGGUGAAAGUGAUGAGGAUGAAAAUAACAUUGAGGACAGUGACUCUGAUUCUGCACCUUACUUCCCAUGCCAUGUGUGUGGCAAGACAUUCCCAACAUCUGAAAGUCUUGAGGAUCAUCAGCGGUGUCACUUAGGUGAAAAACCACAUGAGUGUGCAGAAUGUGGUAGAUGUUUUUUUCAGGCAUCCCAGUUGCAGCAGCAUCAACGAAUGCACAAGUCUGAAUUUCAAUGUCAGGCGUGUGGCAGGGGUUUCGUCUCGCUUUUUGCACUGCGUAAACACAAGCAUACGCAUGGAAAGAGCCGGCCAUAUCGAUGUUCCAAGUGUGACUUCAGUUUCACAGGUCCCUUGCAGUUGGCAGAACACAUGUCUACCCACCGUGAAGAGAGCUUCCCAUGCGAUAUAUGCAAUCUUGUGUUCCUCUCCAAAAGUAGUAGAGUUGAGCAUCGGAAAAGCCACUCAAAGUCGGUUGACUGCCACCCAUCUUCCACUACAAGGGAAGAACGUGAGACAUCUGUUUCACCUUCUGAGAUCUCAUCAGUAUCCACGAAAGAACUUAAGUAUCGCUGUGGUGUUUGUGGUGAGCGUUUCAGAGACCCAGAGACUCUAUCAGAGCACGGUUGCAUGGCAGCCAAUGAGCGACAAUACUCCUGUUUGGACUGUGAUAAACAUUUUCUGCAUGAAUCUCACCUGAAAAAGCACAAGGCCAUCCAUCAAUUACCAUCUAAUAGCAAAUAUCAAUGCAAUCAAUGCAACAGUUGCUUUCCCUCUUCUCAGCUUUUUCUAAGCCAUCUGAAGAGCCAUGACAAUGCCGCAGGAAUAGAACACAGCAGUGAAGGUAACGAUGGAGAUCAAUCACAUGGUUUCAUAUGUCCAGUUUGCCAUCAGUGUUUUGCCAGUGCCACUGACUUGAUUUUUCAUUUUCCUGUGCAUUCUGAUGGUUCAUUUGAAUGCAAAAUGACCUUACCGUCUGGAAGUAAGCUUGAAGAUCAAGAUCACCUUCAUGUAGGCAACUCAGCUACUGCAAUUGAAUGCACAGAGUGUGGCCAGAGCUUUUUGGGAAGAGAUGCUUUCCGCCAGCACCAUUGUUCCCAUCAACAGCCCACAACAAUGGAGGCCAAGCGCACAAACCCAUCUGCCAAGACAUCUCUUCAAACUUAUCAAGCAGCAGCAGGAGAGGAGGAGGAUGUCGAUGUUCUUGGAGAGGACUUGUACAAUUGCCCUCUUUGCUCAAUGGAGUUCUCCUCAAAGAGUGCCCUUUUGGAGCAUCAAAAUAAACAGCAUGGAACGGACAAUCCCUACGUAUGCAAGCUUUGUGGAAAAACGUUUGCCAAGAGCCGGUACCUCAGAGAGCAUGAGCGAAGACAUCGUCAAAAAAACACAUCUCUGCAGGCCACUGACAAGUUCAUAUGUUCCCAGUGCAACAACACAUUUAAUACAGCACAAGAUCUAUCAUUACAUAUGAGAUUACACGCAGAAAAAGAAGUUGGAGAGUUCCGCUGUGACAUGUGCUACAAGUCAUUCAGCAAGUGGUCUCAUCUUAAGCAGCACCAAGAAAGUCACAUGGGCCAAGUUGUAUAUGAAUGCACAGAGUGUGACAAAGCUUUCGCUUUUCCUCACCUACUGGAGGAACAUCAACAGACACAUGUUGGGACCUCUCAGUAAUGGUUACUGCAUAACAUUUAUCUUCGCUUCCCUUUCAUGCCUUACAUCUGACUGUGUAUCUCCAAUUGUUAUCACAACUUAAAUCUAGAUAUAGAUUUGUAUUUUUUCCCUUGUGUUGCAUACUUACCAAGAACUUGAAUCAUGUCACUAUGACAGCGCAUCUUCUCCUGCAUGUCCAUUGACAAAUGUAUCGGGAUUUGUAUACAGCCAAACAGCCAGUUUUGUCAGUUUGUAAAUCUAUGACGAAGAUAUGUUAAUUAUGUAAGCUGUUUUACAACAUAAAACAGUGUGUGUUCUGAAUCAGACAAUGCGUGACCUAAGGAGAUCUUAAUGAAAACUCUUUGAUGCUGACACUAUUAAUUAAGCAUGAUGGUUAUGUAUGUUUGACAUUUAUUUUGGGAUAAUAAUUGUCAGUUUUGUUGAUAAUAUGUAAGAUAUUAUUCAAACUGGUCAUUUUAAUCUAAUGUUAUUUUAUAUUACAUGUACUGUAGGUAAUCAUGUGCAUUUUAGUGUUUUAUCUUGGGUUGCAUUUUUUUCAGGUUUCUAUUUUUUCCGUGUACAUACAUUUGAAAUGUGCUGUAAUUGAAAAUGAUUUUCACAACCCAAUGUUACUUUGUUAAGGCAUUUAAGUUACUUCAGUCAGAUGAGAGAUAAAGUCACUAUAAAAUAAAUUUUUGUGUCACUCUU